This is a messenger RNA of Hemicordylus capensis (graceful crag lizard), 955 nucleotides long. It is a transcript of the gene CKS1B, whose product is annotated as CDC28 protein kinase regulatory subunit 1B. Gene Ontology annotation, molecular function: ubiquitin binding; protein kinase binding; histone binding. The coding region runs from base 245 to 484 and encodes 79 amino acids. Gene Ontology annotation, cellular component: SCF ubiquitin ligase complex; cyclin-dependent protein kinase holoenzyme complex. Gene Ontology annotation, biological process: regulation of mitotic cell cycle. The record is from RefSeq and is a predicted model, not a curated record. The transcript has 3 exons. NCBI's taxonomy places the organism in Eukaryota, Metazoa, Chordata, Lepidosauria, Squamata, Cordylidae.
AAGGGGUCCGGCGCGUGCGCGGCUGGAGGGCGGGGGGAUUCGCAGCCGGGCGCGUGCGCUCGCUCGGCUCCUCCCCCUUCCUCCAACGGACGCGGCGGAGGCGUCUGAUUGGGCGGGUCGCGCGAGAGAGGGGUCGGAGGAGCGGCUGGCUGGACGGACGGCUUCGCUCGCUCGCGCGUCGCGGGGGCUGCCGGGAUAGGAAGCGAAGGGAGGGAGACCACCGUUGCCGAGUUCUUUCCUCGCCAUGGCCCACAAGCAAAUCUACUACUCGGACAAGUACGACGACGAGGAGUUCGAAUACCGGCACGUGAUGCUGCCGAAGGACAUUGCCAAGCUGGUUCCCAAAACUCAUCUCAUGUCCGAGUCGGAGUGGCGGAACCUCGGGGUCCAGCAGAGCCAGGGCUGGGUUCACUACAUGAUCCACGAGCCAGAGCCUCAUAUCCUGCUUUUCCGAAGGCCACUGCCAAAGAAGCCAGAAAAGUGAUUCUCGUGCAGACCUUCCUCAUGUUUUAGAUUCAAGCACCUUUUUAAAAAUAAACCCAUGUUCUUAUUUUUUAAAAAAGAUUUGAUACACAUUUCAGUAUGUCUAUGAAGAAAACGCCACACGGCAUAACCAGCAAGCCACUGACUCUGGAUUAGAUUCUUUUGCUGCAGAAGGACUGCCUACUGAAAAGGAUUGAUUUCACUGUUGUCCAAAAAAAAAAAGACUUUAUACUGUUUGAAACAUGAAUAUUUUUACACUGGCUUUCCCUAUUAAAGGCUGCUCCUUUAUCCACGCACUGGGGCUAGCUUGGGUUUUAAAUGUAUGAGAAUGUGGUGUGUUUCUCUGCUUUGAUACUUCUAAUGUUUGUGGUUUUUAAAAAACUUGUAAUUCAAAGUAUGCUUUGGAAUUUUUAAUGUUAUUCUGUAUAGGGCUGUUCUUGAACCUCUGUUAAUAAAGUACUCCACUUUUGUA